Messenger RNA from Gambusia affinis (western mosquitofish), 1522 nucleotides. RefSeq names its product E3 ubiquitin-protein ligase TRIM35-like. The transcript has a single exon. NCBI's taxonomy places the organism in Eukaryota, Metazoa, Chordata, Actinopteri, Cyprinodontiformes, Poeciliidae. The record is from RefSeq and is a predicted model, not a curated record. The coding region runs from base 432 to 1121 and encodes 229 amino acids.
CUGUCCUGGAUGACCAAGCUCCAAUCUGUAAGGGAGAUUCCAGCCACCCUGCAGAGGAAAUUGCAUUCCCAAACUGUGGCUAGGAUAGAAUAGAAUUCAACUUUAUUGUCAUUGCACUGUCACAAGUACAAGCAACAAAAUGUAGUUGCAUUGAAAUCAAGAGCUUUAUCUUUCAGCUCAGCUCUCUAUUCACCACAACACUCCAGUAAAGUGCCCUCUUUUCCCCAAUCUGCCUGUUGGACUAAAAACUGAAAGUAUUUUCUAUAUAUCAAACUAUUAUUAGUGGUGUUUUUCCACAGACCAAAAUCAAACCCGUCGAUGAAGCUGCUCAGCAACACAAGUAGAAACUUCAGGAAACUCUGAAACCUUUAAAGGAGAAACUGGAGCUGAAGAAGGAAGUUAAAGAGAAGUUUGAUCAGACAGCAGAACACAUGAAGGUCCAGGCCCGACACACAGAGAGGCAGAUUGUUGAGCAGUUUAAGAAGCUUCGUCAGUUUCUAGCAGAGGAAGAGGAGGCCAGGCUGGCUGCACUGAGGGAGGAAGAGGAGCAGAAGAGAGGGAUGAUGAAGGAGAAGAUGGAGGCUCUGAGCAGAGAGAUAGCAGCUCUUUCAGACACAGUCAGAGCCACAGAGGAGGAGCUGAGAGCUGAAGACGUCUCAUUCCUGCACAACUACAAGGCUGCAGUGGAAAGAGUCCAGCGCUGCCCCCUGCUGGAGGAUCCACAGCUGCCCUCAGGAGCUCUGAUAGACCAGGCCAAACAUCUGGGCAACCUGGCCUUCAACAUCUGGAGCAACAUGAAGGACAUGGUGACCUACACUCCUCUGGUUCUGGACCCAAACACGGCUGGGUCAAGACUCUUCCUGUCUGACGAUCUGACCAGUUGGACAGUAGGAGAGAUGAAGAAGCUUCCUGAUAAUCCAGAGAGGUUCAAGUCAUGGCGUUCUGUCCUGAGCUCUGAAGGUUUUAACUCAGGGAACCACAGCUGGGAUGUUGAUGUUGGACACGGUGAAGACUGGAUGCUUGGUGUGUUAGCAGAGUCUGUCCAGAGGAAGGGAGACAGAGAGACUGGAUUGUUGGUUUUAGGGUUCAGUAAAGGUAAAUACUCUGCGUGUUCUCCAUGAGCUCCUUUCACAUUUCUCUCAGUCCAGAAGAAACUCCAGAGGAUCCGAGUGAAUCUGGACCGGGACGGAGGAAAGCUGUCGUUGUCUGACCAGGAUACUAACACACACAUACACACCUUCACACACUCCUUCACUGGCAGGGUGUUUCCUUACAUCAUCACUGCAGACAACGUAAAAAUCUUACCAAUGAAUGUCUCAGUUAGCAAACAGCAGCUCUGAUGUUCUCAGCAUGAAGAACCUAAACAGCCUCAAACGGCCCUCGCAGCUCUGCACCGCUCUGUCCUCAUGGCAACCACCACCUAUCACAAAGUCUAAUGAAACCUGACUGGUCAGGAUGCAGGUGUGCUGAUCCAGCUCUGCUGGUGGAAACAAACUUAGCUCUAAACAUCCAGACUGAUGAG